AUGUCCGCACCCACAAAGGCCCAUGGCAAUGAGCACGAUGAGCCAACCUUGAACACAUACACAGCAAAGAUGGCUGCCCCUACGGAAAAAGAGACGCCUCUCAAGGCAGUCCAGCUCGAGGCACUGGUUGUCAUGAAAGUGAUCAAACACUGUGCAUCUCGCUUCCCGACCGUCGCGACCGGGUUUCUCACUGGUAUGGAAAGUACUGGGAACCUCGAAAUCACCAACUGCUUCCCUUUCCCCGUUGUCGAUCUACCGCCCGAGGCGCAGUAUGACCAACAGCACUUUAACAGCGCUGCUGCGGCUCCCCGAGCGAAAUCAAACACGCAAUACCAAGCCGAAUACAUCAGGAUGCUGCGCGAGGUGAAUGCAGACGCGAACAACGUGGGAUGGUAUACAAGUGCCAACCUGGGCAAUUUUGUCAACACCAACUUCAUUGAGAAUCAGUUCCACUACCAGAAAGAGUUGAAUGAAAAGACUGUUGCACUGGUCCACGAUGUCAGCCGUAGCUCUCAAGGUAUCAUGAGCAUUCGUGCCUUCAGAAUAUCUCCUCAGUUUAUGACUGCCUACAAGGAGAAUAAGUUUACAACUGAGAACCUCUUAAAGUCUGGACUGAAAUAUACCGACAUCCUGGUUGAACUUCCUGUGACUGUCCACAACUCCCACCUGGUCACCACGUUCCUGCAACAAAUUCCCAAGAUGCUGUCGUCCGGUGUCAUGAGACCUCCGACCUCCGUGGCUGAAAUUGAGAACAACCCAAUCCUCAAGAAUGACAGCCUUGCGCCAAACUUCGAGAGUCUCUCUAUCUCCAUCGACCCCUACCUGUCCCAGACCGCCGAUAACCUGCUUGACUCAAUUGAGACUCACCACGUCGAGGCCAACAACUUCUCUUACUACCAGCGCGCGAUGGCUCGAGAGCAGGCGAAGAUCCAGCAAUGGCAAGCCAAGCGCAAGGCCGAGAACGCAGCUCGAGCUCUGUCCAAACAGCCACCACUGCCCGAAGACGAGUACCAGAAACUGUUCAAGUUGCCUACGGAGCCAAGUCGCCUGGAGAGUAUGUUGAACAGCCGACAAGCCGAACAGUACGCGCGCCAAGUCGACGGUUUUGUUGCUGGCACGACUGGAAAGAUGUUUGCUGUCCGUGGCAACUUGCUGCCCAACGAGGGUAAAGAAGAGUAAACCGUCGUUACACGAUUCUGUCAAAAAAGAUGGAAACGAAACGUGGUUGGUCUCGAGCCUUUUGGACAGUGAAACGACCUCAACGCGACACUGGAAUUAACAUGGCAUGGCAUAGCGUCAGGCGUUUUGGCGUUGUGAUUGAUAAGUCUAUAUUGUACGAGAUUGUGGCAGGCUGGGCUGUAGAUCUCAGGGGGAAAGCAACGUCUAAGGACGUACAAAAGUUCUGGGACAGAAAGAUCCGGUACUUUACGUGAAAGGGGUGAGGAUAUUCAGUAGACAAUGUCGUAGAUGAGAAAACCAAAAAUAAAUGAAAUGAAUCAUGGUAAAACAAAAUACA
Exophiala oligosperma is the source of this 1516-nucleotide messenger RNA. RefSeq lists its product as uncharacterized. Lineage: Eukaryota; Fungi; Ascomycota; Eurotiomycetes; Chaetothyriales; Herpotrichiellaceae. The record is from RefSeq and is a predicted model, not a curated record. Gene Ontology annotation, cellular component: cytosol; eukaryotic translation initiation factor 3 complex; eukaryotic 43S preinitiation complex. The transcript has 4 exons. The coding region runs from base 1 to 1179 and encodes 392 amino acids. Gene Ontology annotation, molecular function: translation initiation factor activity; protein binding; metallopeptidase activity.